Molecule: messenger RNA, 660 nt
Organism: Aspergillus homomorphus CBS 101889
Lineage: Eukaryota; Fungi; Ascomycota; Eurotiomycetes; Eurotiales; Aspergillaceae
Product: nuclear transport factor 2 family protein
Exons: 2
Coding region: 71-544 (157 amino acids)
Source: RefSeq, a predicted model, not a curated record
GCUGCCUGCUACAAUUCUCAUUAUCUACCAACCUAGUAGAGACCCCUCAUCAAAUUACUUUGAAUUCACAAUGGCCGACAUCAAGCCGCCCUUUACGGAAGAAUCGGCACGGAAGAAGGUCAAAGCAGCCCAGAACCUGUGGAAUACUCAGGACCCCGUCCGCGUGGCACAGGCCUACACGCCGACUUGUAUCUGGCGCAACCGCACCUCAUUCUUCGCCGGAACAGAAGGCAUAGUCGAGUUCCUGACCGCGAAAUGGAAGCGCGAGAAGAACUACCGCCUGCGGAAGGAGCUGUUCUCCUUCACGGACAACAGGAUCGCCGUGCAGUUCUGGUACGAGUUCCAGGACGUCGAAGACGGACUGCGCUGGAAGCGCUGCUACGGGCUGGAGGACUGGACGUUCGACCGCGAGACGGGCAAGAUGUCCAAGCGCAUGAUGAGUGGGAAUGAUGUGCUGAUUGGACCCGACGGGAAUGGCGAAGGGAGGUGGUUUGUGGAUGGGCUAGAUGUCGAAGAGGCGGAAAUCGGGGAAGAGCAUUGGUGAUUUCAGCGCCAGGCUCCCACCACAGAGCAGAGCUGGUGAUAUCGUUAUGACUUCCUAUAGUGUAAUUGACGCACGCACGGACUUGAUAGGCACGAUAUCUCCGUGUCCGCAGCCGG